Messenger RNA from Nematostella vectensis (starlet sea anemone), 1462 nucleotides. Its product is annotated as kxDL motif-containing protein CG10681. Gene Ontology annotation, cellular component: BORC complex. Gene Ontology annotation, biological process: lysosome localization. The transcript is spliced from 4 exons. Lineage: Eukaryota; Metazoa; Cnidaria; Anthozoa; Actiniaria; Edwardsiidae. The record is from RefSeq and is a predicted model, not a curated record. Bases 87 to 1193 code for a protein of 368 amino acids.
UCAAAGCGAGGCUGCCAAAAAACAAAAUGGCCGCCGUCACGAGUAAAAACCCACAAUAACACAAGUUAACACUUCCUUGACAUCUAAUGCUUACAAUGGCCGAGGCACCUGAACCGAGUGCCUUACGGUAUGGCCAAGGUUCUAAGGAGGAGAUGCCGUCCCGUGUCUUUGUGACGCGUGCUAACACCUUAGCGGCGGAUGAGUUCUGCCGUCGUAUGAGCAAGAUGGCAUCAAAGGAAGACGUGAAAACCAUGGAGACACUUCAGAUAAAAGCGUUGACAAAGUUUGAGAAAACAAAUGAAACAUUUCAAAGCUUCAACCAUCUGUCCUCCAUCCGAUAUGAGGUCCUCAACCACAGGUUCAAAAACCACACAACAAUGUUGUUGGAUAUGAAGAAGGACUUGGACAUUGUCUUCAGAAGAAUAAGAACAUUGAAGUCAAAACUUUCCAAGCAAUAUGGGGAAGCUUUCCUCUCCACAUCAGUGAACAUAAAAAAAUUAGAAGAAUUGGUAGCGGAAGACCAAGAGGAGGAAAAACCUGAUAGACCAGGUCGUGAUAGGACAACAACAUCAACCGAUGAACCAGGUCGCGAUAGGACAACAACAUCAACCGAUGAACCAGGUCGCGAUAGGACAACAACAUCAACCGAUGAACCAGGUCGCGAUAGGACAACAACAUCAACCGAUGAACCAGGUCGCGAUAGGACAACAACAUCAACCGAUGAACCAGGUCGCGAUGGGACAACAACAUCAACAUCAACCAAUGAACCAGGCCGUAAUAGAAUAACAACAUCAGCUGAGGGCCUGCCACACAGACAAAUUGAUGUACCCAUGAGCACAGGGAAAAAUUACCAUCAAGACAUAACUAAUCAAACUCAAGAACAAAAGAAAAUAGGUGGCGGUCAAGCACAGUGUGCUAGUGAAACCUUUAACCAAAGCCUUGAAAUCGAACUAAACAAAGAAUCUGGUCAACAGGGAACUGAUUUUCCAGGCAGCGAAGGCAUGAAUAACUCUCCUGAGAGACCCAAACUCAGGCCCUCACUUUCUAGCUCUGAUGAAGAUUUUGGUUGCGAAGAUGAGGGAACUUAUAGCUCAGUGAGCUCUGAGUCAGGUAGUACAAGCAGCUUGGAUGUUAUUGAUAACAUCAGAGAUGAUAGCACUGGGAAUGGGUCAGUUCUGAAUGAAGUUGAAUAAGAUAGUGAUUAUCAAGAGCUUGGUUUGAAUGGUCUAAAAAAGUUAAGCCAAAAGAAAUGAAACAGGCCUUUGAUAGUUAUCGAUAUGUUACGGUCAAAUCCAAUUAUUGUUCAGUUAACUAGUUGAUCAUAAUUAUGACACAAGUAAAAAAAAUUGUCAGUGUUCUAAUUUUCCAGCUGACUAUGACUUAGGCUCGAUUACCAGCCGUUUGAAAAAGAUAAUGAUUAUCAAGAGCUUGGCUUAAGUCGUCUAAAAAAGUUAAGUUGAGC